Messenger RNA from Annulohypoxylon truncatum, 2383 nucleotides. Its product is annotated as galactose oxidase. Gene Ontology annotation, molecular function: protein binding. The record is from RefSeq and is a predicted model, not a curated record. Bases 128 to 2209 code for a protein of 693 amino acids. Lineage: Eukaryota; Fungi; Ascomycota; Sordariomycetes; Xylariales; Hypoxylaceae. The transcript is spliced from 6 exons.
CGAUGAAGUUUCCCUCAUAUAAACUCUUAUAGACUCUCUCAUACUUCAAUAAAUAACAAGGCUAAAUCAAGUUAAGGAUACCCUCCAUAGGUAUCUAUGCAGGUUACACCUGUAAGAUUAUUGCGUCAUGGCAAAAGACAAGAAGGCGAACGCAGGCAAAAAGGCUAAGCUCGCCGAGAAGAAGCAAAAGCAAGAGAAGAAGGCCCAGAAAAAAGAAAAGGCCAAAGCUUCGAAACUCGAUGGGAGCGAUGCCGAAGACGUCGACCUAGAUGCGGUUCUUGCCGAGUAUAAGAAAGCCCAGGAAGAGUUUGUCAAGGUCACGGAGACUGUCUCUGAAGAACCGCCAAAAGCUCGGUCAUCCUCUACCUUUCUAGCCUCUCCUUCCAAUAGUAACCAACUUUUGUUAUUUGGUGGGGAGACUUGGAAUGGAGCCCUUGCAAGUUUCUACAAUGAUCUUAAUAUCUACUAUACAGACAGAGAUGAGUGGCAUUGUGUGACAUCGCCAAAUGCUCCCCUCCCACGAUCCGGCCAUGCGUGGUGUAGAGGGGGAAACCAGAAAGAUUCGGUCUUCCUAUUUGGUGGCGAGUUUAGCAGUCCCAAACAGGGCACAUUCUAUCAUUAUAAUGAUUUCUGGAGACUUGAACCUGGUUCCCGAGAAUGGACACGCAUAGAAGUUAAGGGCAAGAGCCCACCGGCUAGGAGUGGCCAUCGUAUGACUUAUUAUAAGAAUUAUAUUAUCCUCUUUGGUGGCUUCCAAGAUACCUCGAAUCAAACGAAAUAUCUAAAUGAUCUAUGGUUAUAUGAUACACAGAACUUCUUUUGGCAUAGUCCUACACUUCCACAAGCACAACUGAAACCUGACGCCAGGUCAUCCUUUACAUUUCUCCCUCACGAGCAAGGCGCCGUACUAUUUGGCGGCUACUCAAGGGUGAAGACAACGGUAUCGGCAAAUAAAUCUGCUAAAGGUGCAUCUCAAGGCCAAAGGAAUAUUAUGAAACCAUUGGUACACGAGGAUUGCUUUUUCUUGCGGAUAACUCAACCUGCUGCGGACUCACCGCCAAACACGCCACCGAAUGUGAGAUGGGAGAAGCGGAAGAAGCCUGCAAACACACCUAACCCUUCUCGUGCUGGAGCAACUAUGGCCUACCAUAGAGGUCGUGGUCUCCUUUUCGGUGGAGUGCAUGACGUCGAGCAGAGUGAAGAAGGUAUGGAAAGUGAGUUCUUCAAUCAGCUUUACGCAUGGAAUAUCGAAAGGAACCGAUUCUUUCCAUUGGCACUCCGUAAAGCGAGGACCCAAAAGAAAGUUCCACCACAGGAGCAGAGGGUUGGAAGACGUGGAAGAGCUCAAGCAAAUGAAGAAGAGUUGCUGAAACAACUCGCAGCUCUCCAGGCCGGUUCGUCUCUAGAUGACGCAGAUGACAUGGAAGUCGACCUCAAAGCCGGGCAGGAGCCUGAAGAACCAGAAAAGCCUGUCAGAGAUAUGCCAGUAUCUAUGGAGUUCCCUCAUCCGCGAUUUAACGCCCAGUUGGCAGUCCAAGACGAUGUAUUGUACAUUUACGGUGGUACAUACGAAGCAAAAGACCGAGAAUAUACGUUUGACGAUCUAUAUGCUAUUGAUCUAGGGAAGAUGGACGGCUGCAAACAGAUAUUUAAGAGAGAGGAUGAUACUUGGGUUGGCUCCGACGACGAAGAUGAGGACGAGGAUGAAGAAGACGAGGACGAAGAUGACGAGGAGGAUGAAGAAGGUGAUAUCGAUAUGAGCUAUGAAGAGCCAGAAGCUCUUCUAUCCCCAAGCAAACGCAAGAAGAAACAGAUAGACGAGGUAUCGAUAGCUGAUACCACAACUACUGCGGAGUCUUCUACGUGGGAUGCUAUGUCGGAAGCUGAUACAGUUACAACUACUGUCGAUGAUGGGCUACCACAUCCACGGCCUUUCGAGUCUAGAAGGGACUUCUUCAAUCGUACCUCGAAUGAGUGGCAAGAAAUCCUGAUGACAAAUCUGAGAUGGAAGAACAUUCCACCUGAAAGCCUGACAAUCAAGGAGAUUAAGACAAAGGCAUUUGAGCUUAGUGAAGAAAAGUGGUGGGACUGCCGCGAGGAGAUUACUGCUCUUGAAGAUGAGCAGGAAGCUGCCGGUAUUGGUGAAGUCGUUUCUCUGGCCGACAAAGGUGAUUCGGGAGCCGGUGGUGGUGUUGGCCGAAGACGAUGAUAACGUCGGAUUACAGAUUUUGAACAGCGUAGGUGAAUAUAGAAUUUAUCUGUUCAUAGAUAAACUCAUCAUAUAUAUUAUCAAAUAAUCAGAUAUUCACCUAGUACCUUAGGCAUAUAUACCUAAAGCCUGGAAAUUCGGGAAAGUAAAUAAAGGGGCAUAUGGAAAUCCUAG